Drosophila albomicans is the source of this 2324-nucleotide messenger RNA. Its product is annotated as nudC domain-containing protein 1. NCBI's taxonomy places the organism in Eukaryota, Metazoa, Arthropoda, Insecta, Diptera, Drosophilidae. The coding region runs from base 129 to 1835 and encodes 568 amino acids. The record is from RefSeq and is a predicted model, not a curated record. The transcript has 2 exons.
CAGACACUCGCCGACACUUUGCAACACUGCACUUUAAAAUUGUAAAUUAAAGCCGCAUUUCUAUUGCUUUCUACUUUGGAAGUUAUCCUUAGAAAGUACAAAUUACAAGCCGACAAACACCACGCAAAAUGUCGGUGGUGGACUUGCAAGUGAAUCGGAAUCUGCUCUGCCCGAAUUUCGAUGGCUACAAGCUCUCGUUCGAUCCAGUUCCAGUGCUGCGACAAUCUUUGGAUGGCUUCGCCUUAAAACGGGAUCCACAUGCAAAUCAAUAUUCGCUGCUGCACACAGAACUGUUUGCCAAGCACAAUCUGCUAUUCAGCGAUCCCUGGGCACGUCAUCAAUGCUACUACAUCAAUGUCUCCCAUGAACUCGUGCUGUGCUCCUACAACGAAGCCGAUGGACAACCGCGUCCACAGCGUACCGUCUAUCAAAUACCCCGUUGGGAUCAUGGCGAUGGCCAAAAUGUUGUCGGCGACUACAACUACACGCUGCGCUUCGUCUCCGAGAAACUGGCCGUACUCUGCGACGGCGUACUCACCUACAUGCUGCUGGACACUGGUGAUCGGGAGCGUGCCGCAACGUGGCAGCUUCUAACACGUUCGCCAGUCACACCGAAUGGUGAUCAGCGUGGCUUUGUGCUCCACGAUGCACGCCUCGAUGUGCUGCAAGAGCGUAAACAAAUCUCACUGGCUGCCGCACACAUUGAGCGACGUCGCGAGGAGUUUGUCACACAGCUAACGUGGUCACGUUGGAGUUGGCAGCAGGCAGGGGCAGAGGCAGAGGCAGGCACAGCUGCUAGCUGGACGUAUGAGCUCUGCCAGCCAUCGCUGGCCACCAAGGGCAGUGUCUACUAUUGCGCCUUUGAGCCGCGUGCCCAAUCCUUGAUCGUGUGCUCCAAUGGCGAUCUGCAGACGCCACAACAACAUGAGGCAGCUCGAGAAGCAGCCGCAGCCCAAGCUGCAGAGGAUGCAGUGCCGCCUUACGACUGGCAACAGACACCGCAAGAUCUUAGCUUGCGUUUUACGCUCCCAGCGGAUGCUAAACGUGACGAUCUCAAAAUCGAAAGCACUUCGACUCGUCUGCUGGUUGAAUACAAGGAUCAACUGCUGCUGGACGGCGCCUUGUUUGCGCCUGUGGAUGAGCAGCUGACUAACUGGACGCUGGAGGCAGCUGGCAACGAGCUGCAGUUGCAGUUGCAGUUGCAGUUGAGCAAAACGGAGGAGAAGCAAUGGCCAAAUUUGCUUGCCGAGCAGGAGCUUCCGGCCGAGCCGUUACCCAUUCCCAAUCUGGAGGAUCCCAUUGAGGAUUGUGAUUUGCCGCUGGAGGCGAGCGACAAUGACAUCAAGAUGGUUCGCUUCAAUUUGGGCCAUGGCUGCAUUACACACACCAUCUUUCUGGGCGCGAUGCCUCCGCUGUUUGGCACCACUUUGCGCCCCGGCUUUCCGGCUGCCUUUGCGACACGCCACGACGUCGAUGGUGCCAUCUGGCUGCAGCAAUUCCAGCCGUCGCGACCCGACGAAUGGAACGUGCGACACGAGGGACAGUUGAAUGCCUUUGGCUAUGUGGUGGCAUCGAAGGAGCAGCGCAAAUUCGUCGAUUGCUGUCCGCAGCUGGACUAUGCUGUCAUCUGUGAGAGCUAUCGGCAUGUGUUCAUCUAUAAGCCGCACAACGAGGCCGCCGGUGGUUUGCGCAAUCGCAACGGACCACAGAUCGUGAUUGGCAAGCAGCAUUUGGUGACGCUGCCUGAUGAUGUGGGCGAGGUGUUGGGUUUGGUGACAGCGCCCAAAGUCAUUAUCAUAUUUACGCAGCAUGCGAUGCUCUAUUUACAAGUUUAACUUUGUAUAUACGCAUCGUUUUUAUUUUGUACAUUUUUAGCAAUAGAAAUAAAUAAAUACACUUUGGAAAUUUUUAAAUAUUUCAAAACUUGGCGCGCAUUUUGCAACACUAUCAGCUGUGUGUGCUGCCAUCUGCGCCUGUACCGCAUGGCAGCACAUGGACACAAUCUGGCAACGCUAAAUGCGUACAACUUUUUUUACAUAAAUAGCCGCGCGCAGUGGCAGGUUUUUAUAGUUUUUUUUUUGGAAUUUUUGUGUUAACAAUCGUCGUGCUCGUUAUUUGCGGGUAAAUACCAAGCAACCAAUCAACAAAACAGAUAAAGUAAUAACAUUUUUCGCAAGAACCGAAAUUUAUCCAAGUGUAGCAUUUGAUAUAAAUUUCAAAUGCAAAUCAAGUGAAACUUCUAGUAAAUCCGAAAAUUGUGUGCAUAUUUUAGUGGAAUUGUGAAAUUGUUGGCUGCGGCACAACCAAAAAAAAAAAGAAUCAAA